AUGGCUUCGAACCUGUCUCCCUCCCUAAGAAAUACGAUCCGUGGUCCGCGCACACCAGAGUUCCGUAAGGGCUUGAGUUUGAGGACGGCUGCUGAGGAUGGCCUCGGGGCACACAGCACGGGGGUGGACUUGAUCAUAGAUGGGGUUUCGUACCCAUAUGUCCCCCAAGAUAGACAGCUGUCCGAGCGAGUAUACUACGACGAUUCCCCUCCGUACCGCCCCAAGUCCAAGCCCAUGUCCAUGCAGGGUGAACUUCAUCAAUGGCAUACGGAGAAUGGACGUCUGGUCCCCAAACUCGUGCUAGAGCCGUCAGCUAGAGAUGACGAGAUCUCCCGAAGAGGAUUGGAUUAUGAUUCGGUAGAGGUAGAGCGAAUUAAUCUUUCAUCGGAUGAGGUGGACCGUGGCCGUACUCGUACGUCGCGCCGACGGCGCGAUAACAGCAGCACUCCCCAGCAACCGGGGCGCGGGGAUGGAAGUACGAGUGGGAGUGACAGUGGCUCCGACGUGGGCGACAGACGUUCUCUUGCUUCUUCUCAACCAACGACUACCUUAUCCAGUGAUGUGUCCACCAACGCGUUCCGCAAAGUUGCCCAAAAACUCGGUGGCAGAAACUUGGACUUGGUGAUGAAGGACCGAGGACGGAACCCUGGGGAUACUUCGCUUAUGAUGUCUACUAUCUCUCGAGACAAUACAACUGAAGAGGAUGCACGUAAUGCCCAUCUGCUGGCCGGAUUUGGCCACCCAAAGAAACAGUUUCUCUUUGGUGGGCCUCCUCAACAUGGCGAACAGGCAUCUCGACAACCGAGCGUGCCUACGCAUACUAGAAGUAGAUCGCGUCAUGCAUUGGGCUAUGAAGCAGAUGAUUCAGAGGAUGAUCACUGGGGAUCAACAUCGUCAAAGAGGAUAUCUUCGAGGCAUGAGGCCGAGUGGGACACCCGAAAACAAAAGGACGCCAUGCAUUUGGAAAGCGCUGCUCGGUAUAUAGAGGCUGCGAAGCGGAAGGCUACCCCCGCUGUUCCUUAA
Molecule: messenger RNA, 1023 nt
Organism: Venustampulla echinocandica
Lineage: Eukaryota; Fungi; Ascomycota; Leotiomycetes; Helotiales; Pleuroascaceae
Exons: 1
Coding region: 1-1023 (340 amino acids)
Source: RefSeq, a predicted model, not a curated record